AUGCUUCGCAAUGCCAGCCAGCUUUUUGCCUUUGUCGAUGCGCCGCAGCUUCUCUGGCUCAGAUUUCUAUGCUUGUCUUUCAAGCGUUCGUUGUUUGCCACGUCUUCGGCUGGCGGUGCUCUGCCUUCCGUGAGUCAACCGAGUUGGAUGAAGACUUCACCCGAGAAGUUUGAUGCAAUCUCGCUGAGCUUUGCUGACCCUGACUUCAGCAUCCUUGACUCUCGCGAGUUCUUUCUAUCGGAACUGCCAGCUUGCCAAGAAGCCCUCUCUGGCAUUGAGCUACGCAAGGUGCCGAACUCCACCGCGGCUAAGCAGUUGCAGUUAAGCCAGAGAGUCAGAGUGAAACAGAUCAAGGAUGCUAUCAGCGCGGCCAAGAACCACGAUGCAUCUUUCGUGCGGGAUCAGUACAUGAGCUUGGUUGCUAAAAGCGGUUUGCGGGAAGCACCAGCUGUCGAACUGCAUAUGUUUCCGGAAAGCGCACUGGACCCGUACUCGAAUUGGUCCGUCCUAGUCGUUCCCAGAGCCCGCGAGAUAUUUGGCAAGACACUCUUUCUGUGUAAUGCCUUUGCCGCCAACCGCUGUGUCGCCAAGCUUCCCUUCGAGCCAUUGCCAUUUCAUUUUUCACAUGCAUUGCGUAGCUGGGAUCCUUUACUAGAUACUUCGAGGUCUGUGUCUCAGAUUGAACUGAUAGCCCCCGAGUUGUUCUUGCUCUUGGGUCUGGGAGUCUUGUGCUGCACAGUUGGUUGGACAGUUCUCAGACUUGCGCAGUCACUUUGCAAAAUCGCGAACUCACCUGCCGUGCAGACCAUUGACAAGCUAUUGGAGCUGCCCCUCCCACAAACGUACCAGGUCAUCAGGACUACCGUGGUAUAUGCAGAAGCGGAGAGCCAGGAAGUCUCACUUGUUGGGCCCUUGGACCCCUACGAUGGGCAUCGUGAGGUUGCAGUUGCCGAGAUGAAGAGGUCCUCGUGGUAUGUUCACGCCUCCGCCUUUCGGCGUUUGCUGGGUAGCCUGAGAUAUUGCUUGCGGUCACACCAGCCAGAGGCCGUUAUGGGGCGCUUGCAGACUCCACCUGGCUGGAUCAUACUCUACGACGAAACAAGCAGCACAGCUGGAGUUCGUGGUGCUUGCAUCACGGAACCUGCCGCCUUCAAAGCACAUACGGAUUUUCUCGUGUCUCCAGGCUCUGUGCUGCGUCGCCAGCUGAUUCUUGCGGCGAGCCAUGCUUCAGCACAAUGGAAGCUUCUUUCCGACUUGGCUAGACAUUUGCCCGUGUCUAGCGUUGUAAUAGCGGCACAAGGCUGCUUCUUCAUGCAUGUGCUCGUUCUUCAGCAAAUUGAAAGAAAUGUGUACUGGGGAGUGAAUCAUGACGAACUCCUUGAGGCGCAGCAGAAACGACUAAGUCCGACUCCGAGCUAUGCCUCCUACGCCUUUGCAGCGAGUGCUGCGAUCCAAGCUGUCGUGAUUUUCAUGACGUUCGGCGGCCAGUUCUUGGAUCUCAUAUCUGGUUGCUCAGCGCUGUUGGUUGCGGUGGGUGUGCAUGUGUGGGACUUGUAUGUAUCGGUCACGGGACUCGAGAAAUGGGCGCAGCCACAGCGCACUUGCGAGUGGGUCACUGGGAGCUCUACUUUGCCCAGCACACUUGACAAAUUAGAUGCUGUGGGCAGCAAGAGAGAGUGCCACUUCCUUGUUGCAAGCAUGUUGUCUUGGACAGCGGCCACCACUGCCUGGACUGUUUUGGCCUGCAUGACCCUGGAUGGUAUGCGGAUGCAUGGCACUCUUGUUGACUACUCUUUCAGCCAGGGCUACCUUCUCUACGAAGCAGAAGCGACCACCCUGCAGAACACUCUGUUGUUGCACAGUAGCUCGGAUUCCAUUACAUUUGCAUUUCAGAUUGGCGAGCAUACGGCGAGUCUGAGCUUGGAGUAUCAGCACCCGCAGUUGGAAGGCCAACAGGAGGUCCUCCUGUAUUCCAAAGUGGAGGCAGGUGCUGCAAUGAUGACUUCCUCGGUCACAGCAGGGGAGUACGCGGUGUUUCUACCACAAGGCCCUUUUUACAGUCGCAUGACUCUUCGUGCAGCGAGCAAGCUGCGAAUCAAAGACACAGUGUAUGUGAUUCAUGUUAUACGAGUUGGGGAGACGAUCAGCCUCUCUCUAAACGGCACUGCUGAUGUCGACGAGCCUGCAGAUCCCAACCUCACCGCGCCGUUUCAUGAGAGGCGUGGCUGGAGCUACCAGAAGAAGCACUUCGAUUGGCAUGUGCCGAAGCUACGCGGGGAUCUGACUUUGGGUGUGGAGCUCCGGCCUAUCUGUUUUGCGCCCCUUGUCGGCGUUGGCCCAGGGAGGGUGUCAAAGUAUGACUUGGCAACCCUGGCUCCCUCUUGCGACUGCGGCACGGAGAAGCCGGGCGUCGGCAACGACUGCCUUCAUCAGGAGAUCCUUGCACUGCCAGGAUCGGAUGUGUGCGUCUUCCUGCGCCGUGAGCACAGUGCACGAGGACGGUUGAGGCCGGACGAAAGCCAGGGCAGUCUGUCUGGCAGGGGCUCGGACCUUGUACAAUGGCUGCGAGAUGUGAGCAUCAGCGGCAAGUCCGUGGUUCUAAUUUCUUUUCAUACUGGUGACUCCGGCUCAAAAUCUUGGAGGCCGUUUCGAGCAGAAAACUCGACCGAUGAGUACGAGAUUUCGAAUUUGUUCCUGCUCUCAAUGCCGGCGAGGUUGUUGUUGAUGAUGGACACACAGCUCGUAGUGGCUGCAACACAGGACCCUACAGAUGCCGAGGAGUCUGUCCUUCCACUGCGAAUUGUGCCGCACCAUCCUCCAAUAUAUCUGAGUAUUCCAGCCGGGGACAGUGAUGGCUUCAUGCUUCCGGAGUUCAGUGUGUACAACAUGCGAACCGAAUACACAGCCUGCUUGUUGAGCAGUGACCAAGUACAGGGCAAUGUCUUGGAUGCUCGCUUUGAGGUGCACGAAGAGCUAGUUUACUUGGGCAAGGACUGCCUAAAAAGUGAGGUCCAGCGCAAACGGUUUUGGGCAGUUCGCAAGAAAACGCCUGGUUGCAACGAAUGUGCCAGCUACGUGUAUCCUCCCUGGGGUGACAAAAGCGACAUUACAGUGACGAGUUCUAUCGUGACAUGCAUGACAGCGGCAGUGGGCUUGGAUGACAACGAUACUUUGAUUCGCAGUGUAGAGAGUCUACCAACCAAGGCAAUCAUGCGUGACAGGAACGACUGCAACAUCUUGCAAUUCGCAAUACGAUUGAAUCGCCAAAGGAUGUUGGACGAGCUGCUCAAGUAUUGGAACCCAGCUUCAACAACCGCCGAGGAGACUCCACUAGGUGUUGCAGCUUCCGAGGGGAAUACAAGGAUGCUGGAGUCACUCAUCGCACACCGUGCUGAUGUCAAUGCGUUGGAUCGCCGUGGCAGAAACGCAUUGUUCCAUGCUAGCCACAACUGCCAUGUUCGUGCGGUGGAUUUACUUGCAAGGAUGAAAGCUAAUGUGAGCGAAAUGAUUGCUCCAAGCGAUGGGAGCCAGUGCCGCGUGACGCCAUUGUUGUCACUAUUCACUCAACCUCGAGGGCAAGGCUGUCGACGAGCUGAGAUGCUGAAUGAUCUGAUUAAAACCCUUGUGCAGAAUCACAGCGCGCGUCUGUCUGUCGAGGAUACACGUUGCUCGAAGGCAAACCGGAAGGCCGGUCUUUGUUGUCUGCAGCAGACAGCGCUGGUAGAGGCCAGGCAUUGUCAACACCUUGGACAUUCUGAGAUCGUGGAGCAUAUGCUGCGGGAACUGCAAGGGUGGAUCGCUUAG
Molecule: messenger RNA, 3804 nt
Organism: Symbiodinium sp. CCMP2592
Lineage: Eukaryota; Dinophyceae; Suessiales; Symbiodiniaceae
Source: the annotation of a GenBank genome assembly